Molecule: messenger RNA, 1437 nt
Organism: Aspergillus heteromorphus CBS 117.55
Lineage: Eukaryota; Fungi; Ascomycota; Eurotiomycetes; Eurotiales; Aspergillaceae
Product: ammonium permease MEP2
Exons: 6
Coding region: 1-1437 (478 amino acids)
Biological process (GO): ammonium transmembrane transport
Cellular component (GO): plasma membrane
Molecular function (GO): ammonium channel activity
Source: RefSeq, a predicted model, not a curated record
AUGGCCGAAUACCCUGUCGCCUACAAUGGCACCGAUAGUGGGACCGGUGGUAACUCCCUGACCGAGAACCUCAACAUCUACUACAGCUCUGGAGACAUUGCUUGGGUUAUCACCUCGACUGCCCUGGUGUUGCUGAUGAUUCCCGGUGUUGGCUUCUUCUACUCGGGUCUCGCUCGUCGAAAGUCUGCACUGUCGCUGAUAUGGCUUUCAAUAAUGUCGGUUGGGGUGGUGUCAUUUCAAUGGUUCUUUUGGGGAUACUCACUCGCUUUCUCUCACACGGCCGGAAGUUAUAUUGGUGAUCUUCAGAACAUCGGGUUGAGGAAUGUUUUGGCAGCCCCCUCAGUCGGCAGCACUGCGGUUCCGGACAUUCUCUUCUGUGUCUUCCAGGGCAUGUUCGCGGCCAUUACUGUGGCUCUUGCUGUCGGUGCCGUUGCCGAACGCGGUCGCAUGCUGCCCUGCAUGGUCUUUAGCUUCAUCUGGACGACCAUCAUCUACGAUCCGAUCGCUUGCUGGACAUGGAACUCGUCGGGUUGGGUUUACAAGCUGGGAGGUCUCGACUUUGCGGGUGGUACUCCCGUCCACAUCGCCUCCGGCUCGGCUGCGCUGGCAUACUCCUUGAUGCUCGGAAAGCGCCGCGGACAUGGCACCCACGAACUGAACUACCGUCCUCACAACGUCACGCAUGUGGUCAUCGGCACCGUCUUCCUCUGGGUUGGAUGGUUCGGGUUCAACGCCGGCUCCGCCUUGGCCGCCAACCUGCGCGCUGUGAUGGCCGCUGUCGUCACCAACUUGGCUGCGUCUGUGGGAGGUGUCACCUGGUGUAUCAUGGACUACCGCCUGGAGAGGAAGUGGUCCACCGUCGGCUUCUGCUCUGGUGUCAUCGCCGGUCUCGUUGCCAUUACCCCGGGCUCGGGUUUCGUGACCCCCUGGGCCGCUUUCAUUUUCGGAGUCGUUGGUGCUGCCGCCUGCAACUACGCCACCAAGCUCAAGUAUGUCCUUCGCGUCGACGAUGCCCUGGAUAUCUUUGCCGUGCACGCCAUUGGAGGACUUGUUGGUAACCUCUUGACUGGACUUUUCGCUGCUGACUACAUUGCGCACCUCGAUGGCUCCACCGUCAUCGACGGCGGUUGGAUCAACCACCACUACAUCCAGCUUGGCUACCAGCUGGCCGACUCUAUCUCCGGCAUGGCCUACUCCUUCUUCGGUAGCUGUCUGAUCCUGUUCCUCAUCAAUCUGAUCCCUGGUCUCCACCUGCGUAUCCCCGAGGAGGACGAGAUCCUGGGUGUCGACGAUGCCGAGAUUGGUGAAUUUGCUUACGACUACGUCGAAAUCACCCGCGACGUCAUCGGCGGCCAGAGCCCCGAGCACGCCGAGAGCGCCUCCAAGCGCACCAUGACUCCCAACGGCAACGAAGAGACCCUGGAAACCAAAGCUUGA